AUUUUACGAGGGCUAGCAAUUGAAAACUAGCACAUCGUUCAGUCAGCUGACCUGUCUUGUGAUAGCAGUCAGGCUCGACUGUGAAACUUAAUUCGCUGUUGUAGGGUGGACUUGCUUCUAUACGUUGUACAUCUCCUAUCGUGUGGUUUUAAUUGAAUAACCAUUCACAAUGACGAACCAUGGGAUGCCAAGAAUUGCUGAUGAAGAAAAGGAAUCCAUAUUUGGCUAUGUGUACGCCGUAUCUGGUCCUGUUGUCACUGCUCAGAAAAUGUCUGGCUCAGCUAUGUACGAGCUGGUUAGAGUAGGAUAUUACGAACUGGUGGGAGAAAUUAUUCGUCUGGAAGGUGAUAUGGCCACCAUUCAGGUAUAUGAAGAAACUAAUGGUGUAACUGUAGGUGAUCCUGUGCUACGUACUGGUAAACCAUUAUCCGUAGAAUUAGGACCUGGCAUUCUUGGGAGUAUUUUUGAUGGUAUUCAACGGCCUUUAAAGGACAUUAACGAACUUACCAGCUCCAUUUACAUUCCAAAGGGUAUCAAUGUGCCAGCAUUAUCAAGAUCCAUAUCUUGGGAAUUUAAUCCAACGAAUAUAAAGAAUGGCAGUCACAUCACCGGUGGAGAUCUAUUCGGUGUAGUUUAUGAGAACACAUUAGUGAAGCAUAGAAUGAUUUUACCUCCAAAAAGCAAGGGAACUGUGACUUAUGUAGCCCCUGCUGGAGACUAUAAAGUUACAGAUAUUGUACUGGAAACAGAGUUCGAUGGCGAAACGCACAAGUAUAGUAUGCUUCAGAUAUGGCCAGUACGUCAGCCUCGUCCAGUUACUGAAAAAUUGCCGGCUAAUCAUCCUUUGCUCACUGGCCAAAGAGUCUUAGACUCGCUCUUCCCAUGCGUUCAAGGUGGAACAACUGCAAUCCCAGGUGCCUUUGGUUGCGGCAAAACUGUAAUUUCACAGGCUUUGUCCAAGUAUUCGAAUUCCGAUGUCAUUAUUUACGUCGGUUGCGGCGAACGUGGAAACGAAAUGUCCGAAGUAUUGCGUGACUUCCCCGAACUGACGGUGGAAAUUGACGGUGUUACGGAGUCCAUCAUGAAGCGUACUGCUUUGGUCGCUAAUACAUCAAACAUGCCUGUAGCUGCUCGUGAGGCAUCAAUCUACACUGGUAUCACUCUGUCGGAAUAUUUUAGAGAUAUGGGCUACAAUGUUUCGAUGAUGGCAGAUUCGACGUCACGUUGGGCCGAGGCUCUUCGUGAAAUCUCUGGCCGAUUGGCUGAAAUGCCUGCAGAUUCCGGUUAUCCCGCUUAUCUUGGUGCUCGUUUAGCUAGCUUCUACGAACGUGCAGGAAGAGUGAGAUGUUUAGGUAAUCCUGACCGCGAAGGUUCCGUCAGUAUUGUAGGUGCUGUAUCACCACCGGGUGGUGAUUUCUCUGAUCCUGUUACGAGUGCUACUCUUGGUAUCGUGCAGGUGUUCUGGGGUCUUGAUAAGAAACUUGCACAGCGCAAACACUUCCCAUCUAUUAACUGGCUUAUAUCGUACAGUAAAUAUCUGCGAGCUUUAGACGACUUCUAUGACAAGAACUUCCAAGAAUUCGUCCCUCUAAGAACGAAGGUAAAAGAGAUUCUGCAAGAAGAGGAGGACUUGUCCGAGAUUGUACAAUUAGUUGGUAAAGCUUCUCUAGCCGAGACGGAUAAGAUUACUUUGGAGGUCGCAAAACUUUUGAAAGACGACUUCCUACAACAGAACAGUUAUUCGUCGUACGAUCGUUUCUGUCCAUUCUACAAAACUGUAGGAAUGUUACGAAACAUGAUUGCUUUCUAUGAUAUGGCGAGACAUGCGGUGGAGUCCACAGCACAAUCUGACAAUAAAAUAACGUGGAACGUUAUUAGAGAUAGUAUGGGUAACAUUCUGUACCAAUUGAGUUCCAUGAAAUUCAAGGACCCGGUGAAAGACGGCGAAGCAAAAAUCAGAGCUGACUUCGAUCAAUUGCACGAAGAUAUCCAACAGGCAUUUAGAAAUCUAGAAGAUUAAUUAUCAAAUGCAAUCGUACGAAUAUAAUUCCUCCGCGUAAACGUUCAGGAAUCUUAUGCUGGUCGUUUAAGGAUGUCCUGGAUCUGUUGGAGAGAAGUAUAUAAUUAAUAGGCAUUCAUAAUCACGUAUCGCACGUAAAGCUGUUACAUUAACUUCAAUACUUGAAAAAACAAAAACAAAAACAAAACGAAAAAAAAAACAUAAUUGUACAUAAAGAGUUACAAAUAUAAAAUUUACUAUAAUUGUACAUGUAUUAACUAACAUUUAA
This is a messenger RNA of Colletes gigas, 2288 nucleotides long. Its product is annotated as V-type proton ATPase catalytic subunit A. Gene Ontology annotation, cellular component: proton-transporting V-type ATPase, V1 domain; lysosomal membrane. The coding region runs from base 170 to 2020 and encodes 616 amino acids. Lineage: Eukaryota; Metazoa; Arthropoda; Insecta; Hymenoptera; Colletidae. Gene Ontology annotation, molecular function: ATP hydrolysis activity; ATP binding; proton-transporting ATPase activity, rotational mechanism. The transcript is spliced from 12 exons. Gene Ontology annotation, biological process: ATP metabolic process; proton transmembrane transport. The record is from RefSeq and is a predicted model, not a curated record.